GAGCUCUUACCUUUUGGAUAUUCUUGCCUUCUCCGACCUUGACUUGCCUACUCUAUUGUCUCAGAUCACUACCCAUAACCAUCUCUCAACCCAGGCCGUUGUCAAUCUGGCAAUACAUCUCGCAUCUUGAAUUCCGGUCGACCUAACGCAACCGUAUCCAAUCAUGCCAGGCGUACUUCCAAUGAAAGUGAUCAAAGUUGGCAACAAUUCGCAAUGCCGCAUUGCGCAAGCCUGCGAUCGUUGCCGUAGCAAGAAAAUAAAAUGUGACGGCGUUCGUCCAUAUUGCUCGCAGUGUGCUGCUGUCGGUUUUGAAUGCAGGACCAGUGAUAAGCUCAGUCGACGUGCGUUUCCGAGAGGCUACACCGAGUCGUUGGAAGAAAGGGUCAGAGUCCUCGAGGCUGAAACGAGGGAGCUGAGAGAGUUGCUUGACGAGAAAAACAAGAAGAUCGCUUCACUUUCUCACAGCCAACCUUUGCCCUUGACUCAAGAAGGCUCGGAGUCUCGAAAACGAUCCCACGCAGCAAUGUCCACCAACAAAUCUGCCGAACAAAUCAGAGCGCCAUCAGCGAAGCCUGAUGCGAGCAGAAUGCCGCACUCACCACGUUCUCCUCCUACAAAGCCAACCGCCUCUCCCUCAGACCAGCUACAGCCGUGGUCUGGACCCACGCAUGGCUUCGAACAUUCUCGCAAGCUUCGCAAGGCCGCGCCGGCUCGUCUCAACACUGCGUUUGAGCAUCCGUGUCUGCGCGAUCAGGCGCCGAUAACGCCGUCGAUGCAGAGCGCCGACCAGGUUCCAAAUAGCGCGCGGUUCCGGGAUUCGAUCGCCCAACAACAACAACAACAGCAAUCGCUCACAUAUCCGACACCCCGUUCGGAGGUAGCACGAUCACCCAGUAUUGUGUUCGGACUGCCGACGUCGGCUGAAUCGGCUGUGUCUGGCAUUUUAUCGUCUCAAUCACUUCAGCCGGAGCGCGUUCUAUAUCCAAACAUGAAUUACAUUCCGUAUGGAAACGACUCAAACGGAGCUCCUGUGUUCGCGCAUUCCAAAUCGGACUCUCGACUUCGCGGAUGGGGGAACUUCAUGAAUGAUGCAGAGAGUGAACCUCUCACAGUCUAUAACGAAGCCUUCGGAGGUCCGCGCGUUGAUGUCCUACUAGAGGGGUCGGAGCUGAAGCCCGCUCAUUCUAGCAUCAUGGCCAAUCCAUCUAUGGCAAUGCAUCAUGCAUCUUGGGCUUAUCAUCAGUUCGACAGCGAUGCGGAUCACUCUGACAGCGUCAUGUCCUUCUCACCAGACGAUUGCUUGAGCAACGGUGAGGAUUUGGCAGCAGAAUGGGCGAGUGCGAGCAGCUGUCACGAAGACGGCACGUACAAUCCCAUGAUGUUAUCCGAGUUCGCACAUCCAGAAAACACUACUUUGGAUACUGUACUGGCAUUGUAGACAACCGUCGUGCUAGUAGC
This is a messenger RNA of Dissoconium aciculare CBS 342.82, 1458 nucleotides long. RefSeq lists its product as uncharacterized. Gene Ontology annotation, biological process: regulation of DNA-templated transcription. The record is from RefSeq and is a predicted model, not a curated record. NCBI's taxonomy places the organism in Eukaryota, Fungi, Ascomycota, Dothideomycetes, Mycosphaerellales, Dissoconiaceae. Gene Ontology annotation, molecular function: DNA-binding transcription factor activity, RNA polymerase II-specific; zinc ion binding. The transcript has 2 exons. Bases 164 to 1438 code for a protein of 424 amino acids.